AUGUCGAGUUUCAUACCCUCAGAUUACAAAGCCCUUGAUCUCUCUGGAGAUAAUUAUCUUGAUUGGGCUAUAAACACUUCAGCCGUCUUGAAGUCUAGAGGACUUGGGAAGUGCAUCAAGUAUGGCAAUGACACCCUUGCAUUCUGUGAGCCAUUGUUGCACGAAUCCAAGAAAAAAUGGGAAGCUCUAAGGUUCCAGGAUUAUGAAUCCGUGGACAAUUAUCACUCUGAUCUUAUGAGAAUCACCUAUAGUCUUAGACUAUGUGGUGAAUUGGUAACAAACGAGGAUUUGUUAAACAAAACUCGUGACACAUUCCAUUCAGAGGAAGUGUUGUUAUCACAUCAGGCCAAAGGUUUCACCACCUAUUAUUACCUGUUCUCAUAUUUAUUAGACAUUGAGCAAAAGAAGCAGAAAAUGAUGGAUAACAUCAGACGGUUUAAUGACAUCAUGGAGAUAUAUUAUGAAGUACUAGACAAUGAGAUGAAAAUCCUUGAAGCUAAUAAAGCCACAUUUGAUAAGAAGAGAUCUGAGGAGGAUUCUGAGUGGACACUCAUGGACCAUGAGGUCGGAUUAUACAUUGAAUAA
Brassica napus (rape) is the source of this 585-nucleotide messenger RNA. RefSeq lists its product as uncharacterized. The coding region runs from base 1 to 585 and encodes 194 amino acids. Lineage: Eukaryota; Viridiplantae; Streptophyta; Magnoliopsida; Brassicales; Brassicaceae. The transcript has 2 exons. The record is from RefSeq and is a predicted model, not a curated record.